Henningerozyma blattae CBS 6284 is the source of this 1242-nucleotide messenger RNA. RefSeq names its product putative serine/threonine protein kinase ENV7 (gene ENV7). Gene Ontology annotation, cellular component: Golgi apparatus; cytoplasm. NCBI's taxonomy places the organism in Eukaryota, Fungi, Ascomycota, Saccharomycetes, Saccharomycetales, Saccharomycetaceae. Bases 1 to 1242 code for a protein of 413 amino acids. Gene Ontology annotation, molecular function: ATP binding; protein serine/threonine kinase activity. The transcript has a single exon. The record is from RefSeq and is a predicted model, not a curated record. Gene Ontology annotation, biological process: regulation of vacuole fusion, non-autophagic; protein phosphorylation; vacuolar protein processing.
AUGGAAACACUAAUUAACUUAUCUAACCUGCUAUGCUGUGGCUGUUUGGAAAUUUAUUACAAAUCAUAUGUCCAUCUUAAUGGAAAACGAUACGAAAUAGUUAAAUUGUUAGGGGAAGGAAGUUAUUCAUUCGUUUACUUAGCUCAAAUCUUAGAACAUAUGUCCAGUCGAAGAUUCAGUAUCACAACACAAGUCUCAUUUUUUGAUAGUGUGGUUCAUUCAUAUGCUUUAAAAAAGGUUGUUUGUCCUGCAGAAAACUUAACAUUAGCAUACAAAUAUUUGCAAGAAAUUCACAAUUAUAAACGAUUCCAAUGUGGAUACAUUGUUCCUUGUUUGGACUCACAAGUCAUACAAGAGAAAAAUGGUAACAAGACUAUUUGGAUGGUAUUCCCAUAUUAUCCAUUAGGGUCUUUACAACAAGUGGUGGACAGACAUAUGCUGGAAGGCACAUUUAUCUCUGAGUCCGAAGCUAUUCGCAUUAUGAUUGGUAUCUUGAAAGGUGUGCUCAGGUUACAUUCACCGAUGUCUCCAAUUCCCAACAUUAAUACAAAUGGUAAUACUCAUAAUUACAUAAUAAACUCUUCGGAUAGUCAAAGUAACAAUGGUGAUAUAACAAACGAUACAACAAUGGACAGUACAUUGUUGGGGGACCAAGAUUUAUUACUAUUUCCAGAAAUAGGUGAAAGUACCUUGCUGUUGGAAAGUUCCUUAAUGGAGCUCGAUACCAUGCUUUCAGACACUCCACCUACACCAGUGGACCCUAAAACCCCAUAUGCUCACCGAGAUUUAACACCUUCAAAUAUCCUGUUUGCUUCCGACGGAUAUCCAAUUCUAUCAGAUCUAGGAUCCUGUAUACCUGCUAAUGUCUCGAUCACUACUAAUUCGCAAUUAAUUAAAUGGAAAGACUGGAUUGCCGAGAGUUGCACAUUGCCAUAUACUGCCCCGGAGAUCCUUAACAUCAGAUUAAAUUCACAUAUCACCACGAAAUCAGAUAUCUGGUCUGUUGGGUGUAUCUUCUAUUGCAUAUUAUUUGGAAUAUCACCUUUCGAAAGAGAGGAACAACUACGCGGAGCUUCCAUCACUUAUGCUCUAUCAACGGGCCAUUAUUCCUUCCCAUCACAGAACAGGUAUUCUAAUGACCUACUAAACGUUAUUAAAGCUUGUCUUCAGAUAGAUCCUACUGCUCGACCCUCUGCAGACACUCUUUUUCAACAACUAGAAACGUUGUCUCACACAUCUUGA